AUGGCACCAGCAGCCCCCAAAGCAGGAGCACGGAAACGUAAUAGAAAACGAAAGCGCAGAGCUUACACCUCCUCUUCUUCCUCGGACGACGCCAGUGACUCCGACUCGAGCGCCGCUUCCGCUGCGUCACCUCAAAAGAAACCACCAGCACCAGCUAAACCCGAAGCGCCCACCGACGACUCUGAAGACUCGGGGAGCUCGUCUGACUCCUCGUCCUCAUCAGAAGACAGCGAUGAAGACUCGGACGAGGACGCAGGCCAGCUCAUAGCCACGCCCGCGGACGCAGCCUCGGCGCCCAAAAAGCCCGCGCGCAGGCCGCGCUCGCCGUCUCCGCCCCCAACCAAGCGCGACAUCCCGCCUUUCCUUCCGCCGACCUCGGCACCCGGUGCGGCAGAGAAGGAGCAGGCGCUGAGGGACAACUUUAGGCGGUUCUGGAUGGCGAGUAUCGCGGAGGGGUUCAAGGAUGAUCUAGAGGAGAUCCGCAAGGAGCCUAAUCUGGGGCCGUCGAGGCUGGCACUGCUCAUUGACUCGCUCGCGUCGGGUGCGGAUGUAUUUGGUGCGGAGGGAGACGUAAAUGAGAUGGAGGUGGUUCUGAACGCGGACAGCUAG
This is a messenger RNA of Coniophora puteana RWD-64-598 SS2, 609 nucleotides long. RefSeq lists its product as uncharacterized. NCBI's taxonomy places the organism in Eukaryota, Fungi, Basidiomycota, Agaricomycetes, Boletales, Coniophoraceae. The record is from RefSeq and is a predicted model, not a curated record. Gene Ontology annotation, biological process: ribosomal large subunit assembly. Gene Ontology annotation, cellular component: preribosome, large subunit precursor. Bases 1 to 609 code for a protein of 202 amino acids. The transcript has 2 exons.